AUGAACGGCGGACCACCAUCACCGUUGGGCGGCCUUCUGGACACGACGAAUCCCUACUUCAGCGCGGGAGCCGGUCUGUUCGUGCUCGGAGGCGGGGCAACGCUGCUGCGCGGCGGAUGGAAGUACGGAGCGGCCUACUUCCAACGCAAUUUUAUGGUCAAGAUGGAGAUCCCCUCCAAGGACCCCUCCUACUCGUGGGUGCUCAACUGGAUCACGGCAAGGGCCGCGCGGCAGACGCAGCACCUGAGUGUGGAAACAUUCUACCAGAAAGAUCCGACCGGUCGCAUCAAGACCUCCUACAAUCUCAUCCCCUCGACUGGACGCCACUUUAUCAAGCACAAGGGUUAUUGGAUGGUGGUGGAGCGAGCGCGCGAAAAGGCCAUGGUCGACUUGACGAGCGGCACGCCGUGGGAGACUGUGACGUUCACCACGUACGGACGCAACCGAGAGCUCUUCCUCGAUAUUCUCCAGGAGGCCCGCGACAUGGCGCUGGCCAAGGAGGAGGGCAAGACCCUCAUCUACACGGCCAACGGCUUCGAGUGGAAGGAGUUCGGCCAGCCGCGCGCCCGGCGGCCGCUCUCGUCGGUCAUCCUCGACGGCGACCAGGCCGAGCGUCUCGCAGGCGACGUCAAGGAGUUCCUCGCCAACCAAAGCUGUCGAUCUGAUGAUUCUGCCAUUCCAGGCAUUCCUUACCGCCGAGGCUAUCUUCUCUACGGACCGCCGGGAUCAGGCAAAUCGAGCUUCAUCACGGCGUUGGCCGGUGAGCUGCAGUACAACAUAUGCAUGCUCAACCUCAGCGAAAGAGGCAUGACAGACGACAAGCUGGCCUACAUGAUGAGCAUCGUGCCCACACGAAGCAUCACGGUGCUCGAGGACGUCGACGCCGCGGCCAUUCGACGAGAGCAACCCACGAGAGAAUACCAAAGCUGCGUCACCUUUAGCGGUCUCCUCAACGUGCUGGACGGUGUGGCGUCGUCGGAAGAGCGACUCCUCUUCAUGACCACCAACCACAUCGACCGAUUAGACCCGGCCCUCAUCCGACCGGGGCGCGUGGAUGUCAAGCUCGAGAUGGGCAACGCGAGCGCCGAUCAGGUCCGACGCAUGUUCCUUCGCUUCUACCCCGACCAUGAGCGGUCGGCCGACGAGUUUGUGGCGCGAGUGGAGGCGGCGGGCAAGCCGGUGAGCAUGGCGCAGCUCCAGGGCCACUUCAUGCUGUUCAAGGAGCAGCCCCACAACGCCGUGUCCAACGCCGAACUGCUUUCAGCCGAGUAG
Molecule: messenger RNA, 1272 nt
Organism: Acanthamoeba castellanii str. Neff
Lineage: Eukaryota; Discosea; Longamoebia; Acanthamoebidae
Product: Mitochondrial chaperone bcs1, putative
Exons: 8
Coding region: 1-1272 (423 amino acids)
Biological process (GO): mitochondrial respiratory chain complex III assembly; protein insertion into mitochondrial inner membrane from matrix
Cellular component (GO): mitochondrial inner membrane
Molecular function (GO): ATP hydrolysis activity; ATP binding
Source: RefSeq, a predicted model, not a curated record